This is a messenger RNA of Entelurus aequoreus (snake pipefish), 1693 nucleotides long. Its product is annotated as integrin beta-1-like. Gene Ontology annotation, cellular component: cell surface; integrin complex; focal adhesion. The record is from RefSeq and is a predicted model, not a curated record. Lineage: Eukaryota; Metazoa; Chordata; Actinopteri; Syngnathiformes; Syngnathidae. The transcript has 7 exons. The coding region runs from base 134 to 1492 and encodes 452 amino acids. Gene Ontology annotation, biological process: cell-matrix adhesion; cell adhesion mediated by integrin; cell migration. Gene Ontology annotation, molecular function: integrin binding.
AUAAAAACAGUGACUGAGCAACAUUUUAGCACAAAUCUCAUUCCAAGCCAAUGUCACUGGAGUCACUGAAUCAUUUAGUCAUAAAAAUCUAACUUUAUUUUGAUAAAAGAAGAGAAAGCUUUCAGUAACCAAGAUGGCUUUGAAGGCCAUGCGUCUCUUGUUGCUGCUGUUGCCUCUACUGUUACCCAGCUGGGCUGAAGAUGAAACAUUUCUCAAGCCUGCGUCCAACUGUAACGACUGCAUCCAGUCGGAUCCGCAGUUUGCUUGGUGCACCGCCCCUGGUUUGAAGCGUCGCUGUCACACCGUGAAGGGGCUAAGGAGUGCAGGCUGUACCACACAUUUCAUGUAUAAUCCUCAGGGCAGCGUUCAAGUUACCAGAAAUGAUAGCAGCACUCAGCCAACAGCAGAGACGCUGUACCUGCAGCCCCAGGAGGUGACCCUCCACUUGAGGCCUGGCGUGAGCCAGUCGUUCCCUCUUUCCAUCACCAUGCCGAAAGACCAUACAAUCACAGAGCUGAAUAUGGACACUAGUCCCAUGCCGGCUGCAUUCAACAUCACGUUCAGCAGCAUCAUAAAUGGAAACAUGCUCGUGGAGGUAAAAGUGGGGUCUGCCCAUUGCUCCACAAUGAUUGGUGACUUAAAUCAGAACAGGAGAGGACCAUGGUCUGUCCACCUUGCACCAAGAGGCUUUCCGCAAAAUGUCAAGUUGGUGAUAAAUGUGGAGUGUGAGUGCGACUGUGCAAGAACCCGUGAGGAAAACAGUCCAGCCUGCAGCAGCCACGGAGCUCUGGUGUGCGGCUCUUGUGAAUGCUACCCACCUUAUAUUGGACAUCAAUGCCAUGUCGACAUUGAAUCAAGCUUUUACAGAGAUGACAACUUCUGUCGCUCAGGACCAAACGCCCCAUUGUGCAGCGGUAGGGGAGCAUGCGUUUAUGGCUUCUGUCAAUGUAAUAGCAGAGAAAACCCAGAAGAAAGAUACUCCGGGGAGUUUUGCCAGUGCAGCAACUUUGAUUGCCCAUAUCAAAACAACAGAAUAUGUGGGGGUCACGGCAAGUGCGAAUGUGGAAGGUGCAUUUGCGACCAAGACUGGACAAAUGAGGACUGCAGCUGUUCCAUGGAUACUGCUUUGUGCAUGGCACCAAACCAGCAGCUGUGUAAUGGUAGAGGGUUGUGUAUGUGCGGAAGGUGUAAGUGUGACACACCCUACGCGGGCCCACUGUGCGAGAGUUGCCCUGCAUGUUUAGGUUUGUGCCAGCAGCAUGCCAAGUGUGUGGAGUGCCGGGCAUUCGGAACAGGGCCCCUAAAAGACAGGUGCAAGGAUGAGUGUACCUACCUAAUCUUGACAAAAGUGCAGAGCAAAGAGGAUAUUUCGGCACCUUGCAAAAUGAUUAGCAGGGAGGACUCUUGUUAUUUCUACUACAGUGUCUCCCAAAGCGCUUUAGGGACAUAUAUCACAGUGGCAGAUGAUAAAGAAUGUCCUCGCACACUGUGAAGAUGAUUCAACAGCAGCAAAAAUGUACACCUUGGGCUCCUUUGAUAUCAUUUUAUAACAUGUUUGUGUUUAAAACUGUCUUUUUAAAUGGAAAAGUUGAUGCUCAGAAUGAGGCUUGCUUCUUUGUUUCCCCUUCACUUGACUGACGUAUGCUACCACCAAUCAUAUAAUUUACAGGCGUGCUAUUACAAUAGACAUUAA